AUGAGCCUACGGUCCCACGCGCCCCGGCGGCCGCUGGCGCUGGCGCUACUGCUGCUGCUGCUGCUGGCCCGGGCGCUGCCGGGAGCACCGUGCCCCGAGCCCUGCGUGUGCCCGCCCGACGGCGCCCUGCGCUGCCCCGGCCCGCGGCCCGGCCUCCCCCGACUAUUACUCACCUAUCUCCCCAUCAAAGUAAUUCCAUCUCAAGCUUUCAGAGGACUUAAUGAGGUCAUAAUAAUUGAAAUCUCUCAGAGUGAUUCCCUGGAAAAGAUAGAAGCUAAUGCCUUUGACAGUCUCCUCAAUUUAUCUGAAAUACUGAUCCAGAACACCAAAAACCUGGUGUCCAUUGAGCGUGGAGCAUUUACAAAUCUCCCCCGGUUAAAAUACCUGAGCAUCUGUAACACAGGCAUCCGAAAGCUUCCAGAUGUUACGAAGAUCUUCUCCUCUGAAUUUAAUUUCAUUCUGGAAAUUUGUGAUAACUUACACAUAACCACCAUACCAAGAAAUGCUUUUCAAGGGAUGAAUAACGAAUCUAUAACACUCAAACUCUAUGGAAAUGGAUUUGAGGAAAUACAAAGUCACGCCUUCAACGGGACGACGCUGAUUUCGCUGGAGCUGAAGGGAAACACACGCCUGGAGAAGAUGCAGCAUGGAGCCUUCCUGGGGGCCGCGGGGCCCAGCAUCUUGGAUAUUUCCUCCACCAGACUGCAGGCCCUGCCUAGUGACGGGCUGGAGUCCAUUCAGACCCUCAUUGCCACAUCAUCCUACUCUCUAAAAACACUGCCUUCGCGGGAAAAAUUCUCCAGUCUCCUGGAAGCCACUCUUACUUACCCCAGUCACUGCUGUGCCUUUAGGGACCUGCCACCAAAAGAGCAGAAUUUUUCAUUUUCCAUUUUUGAAAACUUUUCCAAACAAUGUGAAAGCACAGCAAGGAAACCAAAUAAUGAAACGCUUUAUUCUGCCAUCCUUUUGGAGAGUGAGCUGAGCACCUGGGACUAUGACUAUGGUUUCUGCUCGCCAAGGACGCUGCGCUGUGCCCCUGAACCAGAUGCCUUCAACCCCUGUGAAGACAUCAUGGGCUAUGACUUCCUCAGAGUCCUCAUCUGGCUGAUUAAUAUCUUCGCCAUCUUGGGAAAUAUGACUGUCCUCUUUGUUCUUCUGACCAGUCAUUACAAACUGACCGUGCCCCGUUUCCUCGUAUGCAAUCUCUCUUUUGCAGACUUUUGCAUGGGGCUCUAUCUGCUGCUCAUUGCCUCCGUUGAUUCCAGAACCAAAGGCCAGUAUUAUAACCAUGCCAUAGAUUGGCAAACAGGGAGCGGAUGCAGUGCUGCUGGCUUUUUCACUGUGUUUGCAAGUGAGCUCUCUGUCUACACCCUCACAGUCAUCACGCUGGAAAGGUGGCACACCAUCACCUAUGCUAUUCGAGUGGACCAAAAAUUGCGAUUAAGACAUGUCAUUCCAAUUAUGCUUGGGGGAUGGCUCUUUUCUUUUCUGAUUGCUAUGUUGCCCCUAGUGGGUAUCAGUAAUUACAUGAAAGUCAGCAUCUGCCUCCCCAUGGAUGUGGAAACGACGGUCUCACAAGUGUAUAUAUUAACCAUCCUGAUAUUCAAUGUGGUGGCCUUCAUUGUCAUUUGUGCUUGCUACAUUAAGAUUUAUUUCGCAGUUCAAAAUCCAGAGCUGAUGGCUACUCACAAAGAUACCAAGAUCGCCAAGAAAAUGGCCGUCCUCAUCUUCACUGACUUCACCUGCAUGGCCCCCAUCUCUUUCUUUGCCAUUUCAGCAGCUUUCAAAGUGCCCCUUAUCACAGUAACCAACUCUAAAGUUCUGCUGGUUCUUUUUUAUCCUGUCAAUUCUUGUGCCAACCCAUUUCUGUAUGUGAUUUUCACAAAGGCAUUUCGAAGGGAUUUCUUUCUGUUGCUGAGCAAAUUGGGCUGCUGCAAAGGCCAGGCUGAACUUUACAGGAGGAAGGAGUUCCCAGCUUAUGCCUCACCCUGCCAAAAUGGCUUCCCUGCAUCAAAGAAGCCUUCUCAAUCCUCCCAGCUGUCCACACUUUGCUGUCAAUACACAGCUGUCCCAAACUAG
Molecule: messenger RNA, 2079 nt
Organism: Sorex fumeus (smoky shrew)
Lineage: Eukaryota; Metazoa; Chordata; Mammalia; Eulipotyphla; Soricidae
Gene: LHCGR
Product: luteinizing hormone/choriogonadotropin receptor
Biological process (GO): male gonad development; ovulation cycle process; ovarian follicle development
Cellular component (GO): membrane
Molecular function (GO): luteinizing hormone receptor activity
Source: RefSeq, a predicted model, not a curated record